AUGGAUGAAUUAGAUAAAAAGAAAAAAGAAACACUUGAGAAAUGCUAUCUUUAAGUUAACUAAACAUUUGGUUAAAUUUUCUCUGAUUUAUUACCUGGAGCAGCUGCCAGAAUCUAACCUUUGGAAGGUUAGGAUGUUUCUGAAGGUUUAGAAAUAGGGGUUGCAUUUAAUGGCGUUUGGAAAAACUCCUUAAGUGAACUUUCAGGAG
Ichthyophthirius multifiliis is the source of this 208-nucleotide messenger RNA. RefSeq names its product nuclear condensin complex subunit, putative. The annotation marks the transcript as partial. NCBI's taxonomy places the organism in Eukaryota, Ciliophora, Oligohymenophorea, Hymenostomatida. The transcript has a single exon. The record is from RefSeq and is a predicted model, not a curated record.